AUAAGAUUUCCUCCUCAACUCUGUGUCACCACCCCGGGCUUGUAAAACACAACAGCCUUUGUCUGGCCAACCCUCAGAGCUGCAAGGAGCUUUCCAAGUGUGCUGCUACUCCAGAAACAGCUUCUCAACAGUGGAUUUAAAAGUAUUUCUCCAAAUAUUAUGGAUGCUCGAAGGGUUUGUCUGAUGUUUUGCCUUCUCCUGAUGGCACAAUGUACACUCCAGGAGACCUCCUCAAAGAAAAGGAAUGGCAAGAAAGACUCCGCAAACAGCGCUGCGAUUGAGGAGCUGAAAACAAAGAUCACUGAAAUUGUUCAAGAGCUGAAUUUGCUGAAAGAGCAGCAGGCUUUACAUACAGUUUGUCUGCGAGGCACCAAGAUCCUGGGCAAGUGUUUUCUGUCCAACCCGGUAAAGAAGACCUUUCAUGCAGCCAGUGAACACUGCAUCUCCAUGGGAGGCAGUCUGAGCACUUCUCUGACAGGAGACGAGAACGAGCAGCUCUACAACUAUGUACGUCAGAGCAUCGGCCCCGGGGAGCACAUUUGGCUGGGCAUCAAUGACAUAGUGACCGAGGGCCAUUGGGUGGACCAAUCAGGCUCCGGGGUGCGCUUCAAGAACUGGGAGACAGAGAUCACCCUGCAGCCGGAUGGAGGACGCAGCCAGAACUGUGGCAUCCUCUCCACCACAGCUCACGGAAAGUGGUUUGAUGAGAGCUGCCUAGCUGAAAAGGCUUCUGUGUGCGAGUUCAACAUCGUCUGAGGGGCUACUGUCGACGUGUGAAGAUCAAAUGCUGCGCGUAGAAAGGAAUAAAACAAGUAUCAGGUACAUCUAUGAAAUGCAUUUAAAAGUUAAGUGCUUAAGUGCAUCUUCUUUUAAUCUUUUUUUUUUCAACCAAGACAUUUAGGUAUGUGGCUUCACACAGUGGUCUGGGAUACAGCAUGACAUUGUAUAAGCUCAAUAUUUUUGCAUACAUUCAUAAUACUUGUUCUCAAAUAAUGUAUUUAAGCAUAUAAUCAAGGUAAACACCACUGGAUGGCUUUGUUCUAUGUAUUUUGAUGUAUUCUUCUCAAUGCAAUAAACCUUUUUUACUGAA
Molecule: messenger RNA, 1090 nt
Organism: Eleginops maclovinus (Patagonian blennie)
Lineage: Eukaryota; Metazoa; Chordata; Actinopteri; Perciformes; Eleginopidae
Gene: clec3ba
Product: C-type lectin domain family 3, member Ba
Exons: 3
Coding region: 160-756 (198 amino acids)
Molecular function (GO): signaling receptor activity
Source: RefSeq, a predicted model, not a curated record